Molecule: messenger RNA, 1469 nt
Organism: Acyrthosiphon pisum (pea aphid)
Lineage: Eukaryota; Metazoa; Arthropoda; Insecta; Hemiptera; Aphididae
Gene: Ssl1
Product: general transcription factor IIH subunit 2 Ssl1
Exons: 2
Coding region: 276-1442 (388 amino acids)
Biological process (GO): DNA-templated transcription; regulation of transcription by RNA polymerase II; nucleotide-excision repair
Cellular component (GO): transcription factor TFIIH core complex; transcription factor TFIIH holo complex
Molecular function (GO): zinc ion binding
Source: RefSeq, a predicted model, not a curated record
CUUUUUAGUUUACACUUCACAGUUAUACUUUUCUUAGCUUUAUAGCUUUACGAUAGUUUGCCAAUCCUUCUUACAUAUAAAAGUGAAUUUGCUUAAAGUAUCAUUAAAAAUAAUUAUUUAACUUUCGAAGAUUUUGUUUAAAAUACUUAAUAAUCAAUAAACAUUUAGGUACCUACCUAGUUGACUUAAAAAAAAAAUAUAUUAUACAUCAUUUAUUUCGUAUUGUGUUAAGUAAUAAUAUUUUAAUUUAAUUUGUGCUGUCUAAUAUUUUUGAAAUGGAUGAAACUGAAGUAAAAGAAUAUCGCUGGGAAGGCGGUUAUGAAAAAACAUGGGAGGAAGUCAAAGAAGAUGAGGGAGGAAAUGUCGAAUGGUCGGUUAAAGAGAUUAUUGAAAAAUCUAAGCGGUUACUGGCAACUCGGCAGCCUAAUGUCCGCCUGGGCAUGAUGCGACAUUUGUUUGUUAUUGUAGACAGUUCCAAUUCAAUGGUUGAAAAGGAUUUAAAACCUACUAGACAAUUGUGUACUUACAAAUUGCUUCAGGAUUUCAUUCAAGAUUAUUUUGAUCAAAACCCAAUUAGUCAACUUGGUCUGAUAACUACAAGAAAUUCAUCUGCAGAGCGUAUAUCUGAAUUGUCUGGCAAUAGAAAAUAUCAUCUUGAAGAAUUGAAAAAAACUUUUGGAGAUUUUAAUUAUUGCAAUGGAUUGAUGUCUGUGCAAAACUCUUUAGAAAUUGCAUUAUCAGUUAUGAAAAUGUUGCCUUCCCAUACUAGUAAAGAAAUACUUAUUAUUGGAUCUAGUUUGAGCUCAUGCGACCCAGGAGAAAUAAAUACAUCUAUAGAAAUGCUUAAAACCCAUAAUAUUAGAGUUUCAAUGAUACACUUGGCUGCUGAAGUACGGAUGUUUCGACAUUUGUGUAAUGAAACUAAAGGCAAACAUAAUGUAAUUGUAGAUGAUGUACAUUUUAAGCACAUUCUUUGGUCGUUAGUGGAACCUGUUCCUUUACCAAAUUCAGUUGACGCAUCAUGUGUGAAAAUGGGUUUUCCUCAAGAGUUAGAACAAAAACCACCAUUCACCACUUGCUCCUGUCAUUUAGCAGAGGGUGGCAAAUUAAAUGCAAAAGGUUUCUUUUGCCCACAAUGUAACAGCAAGUAUUGUGAAUUACCUGUGGAGUGCAAGUGCUGUGGCCUCAUACUCGUGUCUUCUUUACAUCUUGCUAGAUCAUUACAUCAUUUGGUUCCUAUUAAGCCAUUUAUAAAAAUUGAGCUUGAAGAAGGUUCUAGUGCCUACUGCUAUGGAUGCAGAAAGAGAAUAAAGGUCCCUGCUGAAAAUGUAUACUUUUGUGAAUCUUGUAAAAAACAUUACUGUGACGGCUGUGACAUUUAUGUGCAUAAUACAUUACAUGUGUGUCCAGGCUGUGCUGUUAAACGAGAUGAAAAAAGAUAAUAUAUAAAACAAUUGUAUGUUUAAACA